Molecule: messenger RNA, 1296 nt
Organism: Lactuca saligna
Lineage: Eukaryota; Viridiplantae; Streptophyta; Magnoliopsida; Asterales; Asteraceae
Source: the annotation of a GenBank genome assembly
AUGGCUUCAUCGGAUGACGUUUUCAAAGAACUCUUUGCUAGUAUAUACGAGCCCUUCUCUGGACUAAAUGAGAUGGAUUAUGAGCUCCAUGGUAUUUAUAUGGAUCAUGAACCAGAGCAUGAGUUCGUGACUACGCUUGAUAAAUGUAGGGACAUCUUUCUUAAUGUUCUACUUAGUGAUGAAAACUUAAGGAAUUCAAGCAUGGUUGAUGAAAUCAGAGCACAAGUUUAUCAUGAUAAUGAAUGGCAAAGUGAUGAAGAAGGUGAACAAGAGGCGGUGAAGAAUAAGUACAUAAUUCAUGAUCUAAACACACCAUGGGAUAAGAUGGAACCUAAGGUAGGUGAUAUGUUUGAGUCUCCUGCACAACUUAUGUAUUGUAUUCAAAAUUAUGGGGUAUCAAAUGGAUAUCAGAUAUACUUUGAAAAAUAUGAUAAAACUAAAAUAGUUGCAAGAUGUGGGAAGAGGACAGAGAUGAAUGAUUGUCCUUUCAGAUUGUAUGCUGGAUGGAUGUACAAUGAAAAAUCAUUUCAAGUUAAAAAUUUGGUUGGAGAGCAUCGUUGCAGUAAGAAGUUCAAAUAUGGAAGUCUUGUUUCCCCUGAAUGGAUAGGUAGGCAUUACAUUAUUGAAAUUGCAAACACGUCUAAGAUGAAACUUAGGGACAUGAUUGCUAAUAUCAAACAAAGGUUGAGAUGUGUAGUAUCCAUUGGGCAAGUCUGUAGGGCAAAAAAAUGGGCCACUGAGUUGAUUGAAGGAAAACUAACUGAACAUUAUGCUAGGGUAUGGGAUUAUGCUGAUGAAUUAUUAAGGUCCAACCCAGGUUCUACAUGCAAAGUUAGUAUCACUAUCAAUCCAGAUGGGAAGAACUACUUCCAAAAAUUUUACAUAGGUUUCAAAGCUCUAAGUGAUGGAUGGAAAUUAAGAGCUUCUCAAUCCAGUCAGCCUCCAAAGAAGAAAAACAAGUCAAAGAAAGAAGCAUCAAGUUCCAAGAUUGGGGAAGGUGAUGGUAUUCAGAAUGAGGAUCAUGGUGAUAGUAUUGAGACUGGGGAUCAUGGUGAUGGUAUUCAGAUUGGGGAAGGCGAUGGUAUUGAGGCUGGGGAUCUUGGUGAUGAUAUUCAGACUGGGGGUGUUAAUGAUGUUAUUGUUGAAGAUGGUCAUAUUGCUGUAGAAGUUGAAGUGGUUGAUGUUGGAAAAGAAGAUGUUUUGCUUCCAAGGGUUGAUGGUGGCGGUGAACAAGAAGAAGGAGGUGAUGAUGGUCACUUGGGUGAUGAUGAAGAAGUUGAAGAAGACGGUGCUUGA